CUCACAUUCUUGGCCAUUAACAAACACUUUUCAAGUUUCAUCACUACGUAGCCACAAUAAUGCAGUACGAAACAGAGUCAUGGGUAGGGUCGAAUAACGGUUACAUGGAUAUUGACCCGGUUGAGCACAUAGAGAGGUUAGCCUCAGACAACGCCGUGGUCAUUUUCAGUAUGAGCAGCUGUUGCAUGUGCCACGCAAUCAAGAGACUCUUCUGUGGUAUGGGAGUAAACCCCACUGUACACGAGCUGGACCUUCACCCCACUGGAUCCCACCUCCACUCUGCGCUACUCACUCUUCUCGGCUCCUCCUCCGCCCUUCCCGUCGUUUUCAUCGGCGGAAAACUCGUCGGAGCAAUGGACAGAGUCAUGGCUUCUCAUAUCAACGGUACUCUUGUCCCUCUUCUCAAAGAGGCCGGAGCUCUUAGUUGCUAAAUUAACUUGGCUGGAAAGCUUACUGUCUGAAAUGAAAUUCAAGCUAAUGGCAACUCUGUCAUAUAGUGUGAUAACAUGAGUACAAGUGUGCUUGCAUCUAAUCCCGUCUACUAUGCUCGCACAAAAUAUAUUGAGCUUGACAUUCACUUUGUAAUGGACAAGGCUCUACAGAAGAAAUUAGAAAUAAGAUAUGUUCCUUCACAUGAUCAAAUCGCAAAUUGUUUGACAAAAGGGCUCUCACCAACACGGUUUCAAUUUCUGAUUAGCAAGCUUAGUGUAGUUCCAUCUCCAUUUCGCUUGAGGGUUGUGUGUCAAAAAAAUUGAAUUUGAUGAUACUCACUAAAGGGAAAAGAUAUUGUUGAUGAAUGAAUGAAGCAACCCUAAGAAAUAUUUUAUUUUUGUAUUGACUUUCUAAUUCUGUUAAUAAAAAUUUGUAAUAUUCUGUUUUA
This is a messenger RNA of Cannabis sativa, 880 nucleotides long. RefSeq names its product glutaredoxin-C7-like. The record is from RefSeq and is a predicted model, not a curated record. The transcript has a single exon. Gene Ontology annotation, biological process: negative regulation of DNA-templated transcription; anther development. Gene Ontology annotation, cellular component: cytoplasm; nucleus. Bases 60 to 431 code for a protein of 123 amino acids. NCBI's taxonomy places the organism in Eukaryota, Viridiplantae, Streptophyta, Magnoliopsida, Rosales, Cannabaceae.